AUGCAUAAUCCAUCCCUCCCCGUCGCCCUCGCUCUCUCCCCUCCCUUCCCGUCGCCCUCGCUCUCUCCCCUCCCUUCCCGUCGCCCUUGCGCUCUCCCCUCCCUUCCCGUCGCCCUUGCGCUCUCCCCUCCCUUCCCGUCGCCCUUGCUCUCUCCCCUCCCUUCCCGUCGCCCUUGCUCUCUCCCCUUCGCCUUCGCGCUCGCACCGAAACGCCCUCUCGUCCCCCAGCCAAUCUCUCCUCCCAUCUCCCGCCUCAUCGCCUUUCCUCUUGCUAUGAAACGGCCUCUCCGCACCCUUCCUCCCUUCCCUCCCAUCACCCUUCCUCUUUCCGCGAUUGUGCACACUUAUCUCUCUCCUCGGGCCCUCGUUUCCGUCGCCCUGUCUCUUUCAACUCUGUUCACCUUGCAAACUCUUUGUUUUUCCCCUCCUUUUGUUUCUCUAUUUCGGUGGCACGGCGGGAGGGGAGGAGGCAUGGUGGGAGGAGAAGGCAAUGUGGGAGGAGGAGAAGGCGUGGUGAGAGGAGGAGAAGGCAUGGUGAGAGGAGGAGAAGGCGUGGUGAGAGGAGAAGGCGUGGUGAGAGGAGGAGAAGGCGUGGUGAGAGGAGGAGAAGGCGUGGUGAGAGGAGGAGAAGGCGUGGUGAGAGGAGGAGAAGACGUGGUGAGAGGAGGAGAAGGUGUGGUGAGAGGAGGAGAAGGCGUGGUGAGAGGAGGAGAAGGCGUGGUGAAAGGAGGAGAAGGCGUGGUGAGAGGAGGAGAAGGCGUGGUGAGAGGAGGCGAAGGCGUGGUGAGAGGAGGAGAAGGCGUGGUGAGAGGAGGAGAAGGCGUGAUGAGAGGAGGAGAAGGCGUGGUGAGAGGAGGAGAAGGCGUGGUGAGAGGAGGAGAAGGGCCUUAUUCGAGUGCAGCACGAAAGGAGGCCGCCGCGAGACGCGGAGAGGCAGCAAGGGGGGGCAGGGUGAAGCUGACGACGCAGGCUAAAUGCGCAUGUGCGGGAAGGCGAGAGGAGGACACGUGUGGAGGUGGGAGUCGCACGCGCGGGGAGGCGAGAGGAGAGCGCGGGGAGGCGAAAGUCGCGCGCGUGGGGAGGCGAGAGGAGCAGGCGCGGGGAGGCGAGAAGAGCAGGCGCGGGGAGGCGAGAGGAGAACGCGUGGGGAGGCGAGAGGAGAACGCGCGGGGAGGCGAGAGGAGGCCGCGUGUGGAGGUGAGAGUCGAGCGCGCGGGGAGGCGUGAGGAGGCCGGGCAGGGAAAGCGAGAGGAGAGCGAGGGGAUGCGAGAGGAGCACGCACGGGGAGGCGAAAGAAGAAUUUGA
Closterium sp. Naga37s-1 is the source of this 1305-nucleotide messenger RNA. The record is from the annotation of a GenBank genome assembly. NCBI's taxonomy places the organism in Eukaryota, Viridiplantae, Streptophyta, Zygnematophyceae, Desmidiales, Closteriaceae.